GUGAGCAGUGUCGCUCUGGCAUGAGCCCUGCCUGUCUUCCUUCUGCACACUGUGCAAGUGAAAGUUGUCAUGGAGAUUGAUUUGGGACGGGCGUCGUCCCGCCGUGGGGUUGCCAUGGAGAUUUCGUCCAGGGGUGCGCUAGAAGCGGUGGAGGAGGAUGAAGAUGGCGCGCAGUUUGGCUCCGAAGAGCGGUUCCAGCACCUUGGACAGCGGCGACGGCUUGGACCACCUUUCUGCCAGGGGAGCUACUACAUGCUCAUCGUGAUAGGGGAGAUAGCGACAGAGCACCAGCUGAAGGCUGCCAGGCAGCACAUUGAACGGGGCAUCCGCUCUUGGGACAUCAGCCUUGGGGCAUGUGACCUGGAUCAGCAGCUGCAGCUCUUUGUGACGCGGCACUCUGCCAACUUCUCCACAGAGGUCAGAGGACAAAGGAUUCUACAACACAAAAGCAAUGUCCUUGAGACUGUGGUCUUAGUCAACCCAUCGGGAGCCACAGUUGCUUCAGAGAUCCAGUCUCUUGUUGCUGACCCAGCUGCAAACAAACUCCUGGUCCUGAGUGGACAAAGCUCGGACCAAGGUGACCUACUUCUUCAAACUGGAGUAUUCAGCUACCAAAGUGUAUCACGUAUCUUCAGUGAGUUUGAGGUCAGUGGUCUCUUGGGAAAUCUCCCCGUGGAGCAGCGCGCCACCCUCACUGUAUUCUGCCGAGGGGAGGUGGGCUGGAGCUCCUUGGGGCAACAUCAAAAUCUUCGGGAGGUUCUGGACUACAGGCUGAACCCUGAGCCCGUUCUCCCCAAAAUGGAGGGUGUCACAGAGUUCACAGAGUACAUCUCUGAGACUGUUGAUGUUCCGUCUCCCUUUGACAAUCUUGAACCUCCGACCUCUGGAGGCUUCUUGAAGCUGUCCAGGCCCUGCUGCUACAUCUUUCCCGGUGGAAGAGGGGAUUCUGCCCUUUUUGCUGUCAAUGGUUUCAACAUUCUGGUGGAUGGUGGCUCUGACAGAAAGUCAUGCUUCUGGAAGCUUGUGAGACACCUGGAUCGGAUCGACUCUGUUCUCCUCACCCAUAUCGGAGCAGAUAACCUUCCAGGUAUCAAUGGUCUCCUUCAAAGGAAGAUUGCAGAACAAGAGGAAGAGCAGUCACAGGGCUCCACCAACUACAGCGACUGGAUGAAGAAUCUGAUCUCACCAGAACUUGGUGUUGUUUUCUUCAAUGUACCCGAGAAGCUACGCACAUCAGAAUCCAACUUAAAAGUAAAGCGAAGCAUUGAGGAAGCUUCACUUACACUGCAGCACCUUAACAAACUUGGAAUCAAACCAGAACCUAUGUUUCGAGUUGUCAGCAACACAAUCGAGCCCAUUACACUCUUCCAUAAGAUGGGAGUGGGCAAGUUAGAUAUGUAUGUCCUGAACCCUGUGAAGGAUAGUAAGGAGAUGCAGUUUCUCAUGCAGAAGUGGGCUGGCAACAGCAAAGCCAAGACUGGCAUAAUUCUCCCUAAUGGAAAGGAAGGAGAAAUAUCUGUCCCUUACCUAACAUCUGUCACUGCCCUAGUGGUGUGGCUCCCAGCAAAUCCUACAGACAAGAUUGUCAGAGUUCUGUUUCCUGGAAAUGCCCCACAAAACAAAAUUCUUGAAGGACUUGAGAAGUUAAAGCAUCUUGACUUCCUAAGAUACCCAGUUGCCACCCAAAAGGAUAUUGCAAGUGGGGCUCCCCCAUCAACUGUGAAACAGACAAAAAUGAGGCAAAGAACUGACAGCAAAGAAAGUCUCAAGUCAUCACCAAAAAUACAGUCAUCUUCUAAGGUUUCCAAGAAAGAUGUUGAUGGGCAAGAAGAUCUUUCAGUUGUUGACACAAAGAGUGAGUCUGUAAAAGACAACAAAACAGAAAAACAAGAGGAAAAGAAGGCCAGUGACAAACCCUCCAAGCCAUCAAAGCCCAAAACUGAAGGGACAGAGAAGAAAAAGUUACUAAAAGAGAAGUCACUGAAAAAACACACCAAGGACAGGGUGUCCAAGAUGGACGAGAAAAAAGACAAGGAAAAGAAGGAGAUAAAGAAACUGAAGAAAGAUGAUGCAGGUAAAAAAGAUGACAAGAAAGAGAGUAAGACUAAGGGAAAAGACACUUCCAAACCUGAACUAAGAAAAAUAACUAAGCCUGACUUGAAACCAUUCACACCAGAAGUCAGGAAAACUUUGCAUAAAGCAAAGGUGCAAGGUAAAGCCAAGGCAGACAAAAGCAAAGCUAAAGUGGCAAAGGAUGAACCUAAAGCAGAAGUCGUUUCUGAGGUAAUCCAGCCAAAAGCACAAGUGAAUGGCUUGGAAGGGGAAAGAUCUAUUCUCUCCACUCCAGAGGAUCUAACCAAGGACUUUGAAGAACUAAAAGAAGUUCCAGCAGAAUUGCCUGAAGAAGCAAAACAAACAGAACCACAAUCAGAAGAAAAAGUUCCACUGACGUCUGUUGGGCUAGAGGAGGGCAUUGAAGCUCCCAGCACACUCACAGAAGAAGAAAUACAUAUAGAUACAGAAGAUAUACCUAAACCCACAGCUGACGUCACUACACCACGCAAGGGUUCUCUUCACGAAGACGUCAUGGUGUCAACAACAGAGGAGAUGGAAGGAUCUACAGACCAAGAGCAGGGACAAACUGCAGCUGUGGCUCAGAUAACAGAAAGCGAUACAUUUGAAGAUGAGGGUGCUGCCAUUGAGGAUGAGGAGGACGAUGAGGCUGAAGAGGAGGUGCAAAAAGUCCAGCAAGACAGAAUGGAAGAGGAGGAAGAUAUGGGGAUAGGAGAGGAGGAGGACGAAUGCAAAUGGAAGGAGGUGAAAGACGGAGAGGGUGCUGAUAGAAAACAUGAAGUUGAAGAAAUGGAGAAAACUGAAAAACUCAAGGCUCUGGAAGCUGCCCAUGAGCCUGAACACGAGGAAGACGAAGAGGGAGUUGAUGUGAAGGGGCCUACUCUUGCAGAAGCCGAGGAUUUGGAUGCUAUUGCAGAUGAAGAAGUUACAACUGAAGAACAUGUCACCAAGGAGUGGGAGUAUAAGGCAGCUACAGAGACUCCUGGAGCAAAAGAGGAAGAGGAUACUACAUACCUGUCCAAUGUUGGAGGGGCUACCGCAGGCAUUACUUCAACUGUUCAAGGAGCUGUUGCUGCUACAGUUGCUGCUGCUGAGAACAUAUCCUACAUCCAGGACGAGACCAUUCCAGGCUACUCCGAGACCGAGCAGACCAUCUCAGAUGAGGAGAUUCAUGAAGAAGCGGAGGACAGAAUACCUCAUCUCCAGUAUGAUGUAGGUACCUACGAUGUAUCUGUACCAGAUCAGACAGGUUCUUUUGAUGCUAUCCAUGGAAUGAUUGAGAUUCAAGCAACAAUCCCUGAUGUAACAGCCAAAGGAUAUGUACAGGAGCCAGUUCUGUCUUUGUACACAAACAUCGCAGCUCCAUUGGCUGAAGAGGAGCAUGUGUCCUCAGCAACAUCAAUCACAGAGUAUGAUAAAUUGUCCUCUUUCCCUACCUCCAUUGCUGAAGACCAGUCUAUUGCAUCAGUCAUUACAGGUCAAACUGAAGAAACUGGCAGAAGUUCUUUGCUCCUUGACACUGUCAACAGUAUACCUCCAUUAGCCCAAGCUGACAUUGCACAAGGAAAGGAGUACCUGCACUCUGCUGGAACGAUCUCUCCUACAUCUUCCUUAGAGGACGAUAAAUGCUUCAAGUCCCCUCCCUCAGAGGAAUGUCCUCCGAUUGCUUUGGAUGUGAAGGGGCAUGGAGAGGAACAUGAGGAGGAGGAAGAUGAUGAUGAAGAUGAAGAUCAAACUCCCAAUGUUGACAUCCCACUUGCGAAGCUACAAGAGGGAUAUGCUGCUCCAUCCCUGUUCCAGGAUAGCAAGAAAGAUACAGACAAACCUUCUGUGUCUACUUCAGAAGCUGUUACAGAGAAGAAAUCAGACGUUCUACCAGGAAAGGAAGAAACAACACUUUCUCUUUCCAAAGAGGAGACGAUGAUUGAAUCAUCCACUAAACCAAUGUCUCCACCACACUCAUUUUCUAAGGCAUUGUUGUCAGAGUCCAGUGAGGGUGAGGAAAGAUGUUUCAGUCCAGAUGAUAGCACUGUGAAAAUGGCUUCCCCAACACAGUCUGGACCCCCUAGUGCAACUCAUUCCCCUGUCCACCAGUUGCCUGGCGACGAGAGAGCAAAAUCUUUCCCUGUCCAAGAACAUCACCCACAGGAGGAGCCAAUCGGAAAACCCACUACAGAAUCUACAGAACAAGACAUUCAAAAGGUUGACAAACCUGAGCCAGAGCAGGCAGGCAAAGAACCUCUGGCUGAUGAUAAAGACAAGUCCUCAGUCUCCCACAAGGACAUGCUCUCAGAAAAAGAAGAUACAAUCUCUUCAACACAGUUGCCUGUCCCUGGGAUAGAGGCCUCCUCGUUAGACAAAGGGCUUCCAAAGGACUCGGAGUCAGAAGAUGUUUACAUGGAGAAAACCAAGUUUGAAAAGAGUGACAGUGAAAAGGAAGAGUCUGAGGAAAGAGAUUUCACUGUAUGCAGUAAGGCGAAGAUUGUGGAAGAAAAAGAGUGCACAUUUCUGGAUGAUGACUAUGACGAUGAUACCCAAGAGGCAGAAUCUAGUAAAGAAAUGGAGGAGAAAAAGGACAAAGAAAAAGAACAUGACAAAGAAGAGAAAGAGGUGGCAGAGAAGGAUGAGGUUGAGCUUGAACCACAAACCCCAGUUACGCUUGCAAAAGAGGUCUCUAAAUCUGAGAAAAUUGAAGAGAAACAUCCGGAUGAAACCCAGUUACAAAUAUCAUCAGAUGCUGCAGUAUCGUCAGUGACAAUCAAACAAGAAGUAACGUCAGAAAAGGACUCAGGGUUGGAAGAGAAAGAAUUAAAGGUACAAUCAGUAUCAGAAACUGUUGCAACCCUCAAAACAAAGUCUGAAGACAAAAAAUUGGAUACUGAGACACCCUUAAAAGACAUUCCUCUUACAGCAGUUGAAACAAAAGUAACUGCCGAAGUAGCCCUUGAGACUAAAGAAGAAUAUUUGAGUAAAGAUUUGCAAGACACCUCUCUAUCAGUGUCAGAAAAAGCUGAUGUGUCUAUGGGUAGAGAUCAAGAAACUACAGAGGACAAAAAGGGUGAAGUUCAACAGCUGCCACCUCAGUCUGUCUGUGGUAAAAUGGAGGAUACUGCAGAGGUCGAUACUGAAUCUGAAGUCACUUCCCUAAAAGAGAUCUCACCACAAACAAAACAAGACAGCACUCCAGAAACUUCACAGCCAGUGCCUGAAAAAGCAAGUAUACCUUCUAAACUAGAUGAAGUUAAAGACAAACAUUUGGAUGAGCCCCUUCAAAAACAUUCAGAACCAGAGCCAUGUUUGUCAUUGGAACAGUCAAAGCCAGAAACUGUAGACACGCCUCCAAAAGCAGAUAUCAAAUCUGAGGAGAAGAAACAAGAGGUUGCCCCCAAGUCAGAUAUGGAACAGAAAGAGGACACUUCACAACAGCGCAUAUCAUUAUCAACAGAAAAAGAAAGAACUUCAGAAAAGGACUCAGGGUUGGAAGAGAAGCUGUCAGGGGUAGAUUUAGAGAUGGAUGAUAUAGCAAAACCAACAAAAACAGAUACAAAGUCUGAAGAGAAACAACUGGAUGAAACCACAACAGUCCUAAAAGAAGUCCCAUCUACAACAGUUUCAGAUGAAAAAGUGACUUCCAAAGUAAUUGUUGAGACUAAAGAAGAUCAUUUAAAGGAACAUUUGCAAGACACCUCAUUGUCAGUGACAGAAAAGGCUGAUGUGUCCUUAGACAGAGCCCAAGAAACUACAGAGGGACAACACAUAGAGGAUCAACAGAUGCCAUCUCAGUCUAUUUCUAGUAAAAUGGAUGUGACCUCAGAGGGGGAUACUGAAUCUCAAGUCACCUCCCUAAAAGAGAUCUCACCACAAACAAAGCAAGACAGCACUCCAGAAACUUCACAGCCAGUGCCUGAAAAAGAAAGUUUACUUUCUAAACUAGAUGAAGUUGCAGACAAAUAUUUGGAUGAGCCCCUACAACAACCUCUGCAUUUAGAACCAGAACCAUGUUUGUCAUUGGAACAGUCAAAGCCAGAAACUGUAGAUACGCCUUCAAAGGCAGAUACAAAAUCUGAAGAGAAGCAACUAGAAAAAACAGAAGUAGCACCCAAGCCAGAUAUGGGUCCUAAAGAGGAGACUCCACAAAAAAUAGAAUCACCAUCAACAGAAAAAGAAGAACCCACAAUAAAGGACUCAGGAUUAGAAGAGAAGCUGUCAGGGGUAGAUACAGAGAUGGGUACUAUUGCAAAACCAACAAAAACAGAAACAAAAUCUGAAGAGAAACAACUAGAAAACACAGAAGUAGCAUCCAAGCCAGAUAUGGAUCAUAAAGAGGAGACUCCACAAAAAAUAGUAUCACCAUCAACAGAAAAAGAAGAACCCACAAUUAAGGACUCAGGUUUGGAAGAGAAGCUGUCAGGGGUAGAUACAGAGAUGGGUACUAUUGCAAAACCAACAGAAACAAAAUCUGAGGAGAAACAACUAGAAAAAACAGAAGUAGCAUCCAAGCCAGAUAUGGGUCCUAAAGAGGAGACUCCACAAAAAACAGUAUCACCAUCAACAGAAAAAGAAGAACCCACAAUAAAGGACUCAGGAUUGGAAGAGAAGCUGUCAGGGGUAGAUACAGAGAUGGGUACUAUUGCAAAACCAACAAAAACAGAAACAAAAUCUGAGGAGAAACAACUAGAAAAAACAGAAGUAGCAUCCAAGCCAGAUAUGGGUCCUAAAGAGGAGACUCCACAAAAAAUUGUAUCACUAUCAACAGAAAAAGAAGAACCCACAAUUAAGGACUCAGGAUUGGAAGAGAAGCUGUCAGGGGUAGAUACAGACAUGGGUACUAUUACAAAACCAACAAAAACAGAAACAAAAUCUGAAGAGAAACAACUGGACGAGACUACAACAGUCCUGAAAGAAAUCCCAUGUGUGCCAGUUCCAAAAACAGAGCUCCUCUCAGAAGAUAAGGAGGGUCCACAAGCAACCCCACCAUCAGAGUCAGAUAAAACAGACAUAUGCUUUAAAACAGAUCAGUCGCUUUCGGAAAAACAAGUGCAACCAUCAUUGUCAGCCUCAGACAAAACCGCGGUGGCACCGGAGGUAUAUUUAGAACCAACAGACACAUGUGCAAAAGAUAUAACACAACUAUCAGUGCAGGCAGUUUCAGACAAGACAGAUGUGCUAACUAAACCUGAGGUAGUGUCAGAAGAGAAACAAGCCCAAGAGAUCACACAGUUGGUCCCCACGAAAGCAGAGUCAUCCUCCAAAACGGAUGUAGAUGAAAGCCAGGAGCUGAUCCCUAAACAGCAAAUAGAUACAGUUCCUUCAGUAACUGAAGUCUCUUCAAAAUUGAGCUUGGAGUCUGAAAAGAAAGGCCUAGAUGACACUGUACAAGAAUCUUCACCAGAACCAGAAAAGGCAGAUGAAUCCUCCAGAACUUCUCGCUCAGAGACAAAAGAGGAUGAGAUUCAACAGUCACAAUCGAUCUCGGAGAGCACAGAGGACACCAAAAAGGUGGGCCUUGAGCCCCUGAAAGAGAUCCCACAGACCCUGCACACAGAUAAACAAAAGUUAGACGUGGCCCCCAAAGCAGACAGCGAGAGUGACCAGGAGGAUAUGGGGUCAGAAACAGACGUCACUGGCACGGCCCCCAUGGCCUCUGGGGAUAUCAAGACAGAAGAAGCCACACCAAAGCAUGGACAAGCUGAACAGUUGUCUGGGUCUGGUUCAGACUUUGACACAAAAGAACAAGUUUUACACUUAGGAACUGACACAGCUGGAUCAACACUAGAGCUAGAUUCAGGAAAGAAGCAUCUGGGGGACCCUGAACCACAAGCGUUACAAUCCUUGUCAGGUGCAGCUUGUGACUUGGAUUCAGAAGCUAAAGUGAAAUUGGAUUUAGAAUCCAAAGAGAAGGACUCUGAAGUCUAUAAACAGUCACCGGAGAAAGCAGAGAAACCUUCCAGUUCUGAUUUAGAAUAUCAGCAGGACUUAACAGAGAGUGCACAGUCAAAGACUGAAACAAAAGACAAGCCUAAACUUUUAGAAGAAGACGAAAUUGAAGACAUUGGCUCUAGUGAAGUAACCUCAAGUAAAUUGUCAGAUGAACCAGUCAAAUCUGAUGGACUAGAUGUGUCUAAAGACUCAUAUCUUGCACUGUUUUCAAAGGAGGGAGACACUGUCCAACCAAGAAGUAGCCCAGACAAAGUUGCGGUGCCUUCGCCAGUUGUGAGUGAAGAGGAAGCUCCAACUCACACGGAUGCCAAAGAAUUUAUAAAAGACUCAGCUUCACUCUCACCUGAAAUGGCAGAAAAGAAAGAGAUCACAUCACAGUCCCUUCCUGCCGAGGACUCUAGCACAAAGACUUCUGCUUCUGAUAUUCCUUCUUAUUCACCAACAGCCGUAAAAACAACCAUAGGUUCAACAUUGCUCAGUACUGAUAGCCAGUCCAGUGAUGAGGUACACUCCCAACCUGAAAGCUCUAAUUUCUAUGAAGUUAGCAAAGCCUCAUCUCAUGAUGGAGACAAAGCUGCAGUGAGCACCAGUAAAGACAAAGAAAUACCAGCAAAGGAAGCAGAGAGGGAAAUGGAGGUAGAACGAGAAGUAGCCUCCCCGGGACUAACUCCAACCCUCUCAUAUUUCCAAAAGACAGAUGAUUCUAACAUUUCAGAGGAAAGAAAAUCAUCCACAGAGAUAGAGGAUAACAAGGACACAAAGACAUCACAUCUGGAAUCUGAAGAGCUGGGUACUGACAGUAUGGGCUUUCCCUUAGACGGAAAGGGACACGAGGUCUCCAAAUAUGAUCCGUAUGAAAAGCCCGUCUCUAAAGACCAUGAGAGGGACUCAGCAGAAGAAGACACGUAUCCUCUUGACGAUAGUACAUUUGUGGGAGGGGACAUAGAUGAUAAUAGGAGACAGAGUCCAUCAGAACUCGGAGCUGCGUGUCACAUAGAUGAGAUAGCUGAAGAGGAGCCCAUUUCUUUCAGCAAAGUAGACUACCACACAUUUUCUAUCAAAGAAACUGCCUUUGCCGAACAUGAGGAUAAAGAGAAAGGUCAAGAGGAAGAGUUUGAAAGAGAAGAGAGAGGUGAGACCCUGUCCUUGGACAGGGGCUAUCCACAAACAGAAACCGCAGAUAACAAAACCACUCCAGUGUCCUCCUCAUCUUCUUCAAGUGUUACUCAAGGAAUACCUGAGAGUUUGGGUAAAGAAAAAGAUAGUGAGAAAGAGAAGGAUACGGACAAGAGCAGUGGGAAGAAACCUGUUGAAGAGGGUUUUGGAUCAGCCUCGUGUACUAUAGAAGAGAGUGAUGAGACAGAAAUUCCAACAAAGAAACCAGUCGCAGAUGUUGAAGAUCAAUCCACUAAGGUAGAAAAGGAAGAGUCUGCCAUGACGAAAGAUUAUGCCUCCUCUGAAAAAGAAAAAGAGAAGAUUGAGUUGCCAACAACUUCUCAACGAGACACGGAGAUACAAUCCACAACAACAGGAAAAGAGAUGGUAGAAGAAAAGGUAACACAAAAGCCCCCCUGCCUCAUCUCAACCGCAGAGAAAGAUGGACUUACCUCUCAGGCUUCAGUAGCAGAAGAAGAUCAGGCUGCUGCUUCUUCAUUUCCAGAACAUUCUGAGCAGAAUGUUGAUGAAAAUAUUCUUGCAUCUUACAAAUGUAUCUCUCCUACUCGUAAAUCAUCAUUUGGGUAUGAUGAGAAAGGAGCUGCUUCAGCAAGUGGACAUCAGAGAAUAUUUGCUGAGGAGGAGGAUGUUUAUGAUGACCAAGAGGAAGAUGAGGAGGAGGAUGAGGAAGAGGAAGAGGAGGAUGAAACUAGUGAUGUGGAUAUAGAGAAGGGUGCCAGAGAACAGUCUGAAAAGGAGUGCAAAGGUGCAUCUGGUGAUUCAGUCAGUCCAAAACUCUCAGAAGAUGAUUCUCACAAGAAAACCCCCUAUGACCUUGAACCUAAGAGGAGUCAUGACACUGAAUCUGCUGGUACUCAUCAACAGCGAGACACCCCAUCCUCUAGCCUCCUUGCCGGAGGAUAUCUUUCAAUGGAUCAGACUCAGUCCACAGUUGAACACUCUUAUGCAGAAGGCAGGGAAACUGGUGAACUUCGACCUCAGUCCACAGUUGAACACUCUUAUGUAGAAGGCAGGACAACUGGUGAACUUCGACUGAAGGACACAGAUGCAACCACAGCAAUUUCGGUUUUAUCUGACACGAAACAACAAUUUAGUGACACUGAUAAAGAAUCUAAGGAGCAGAAAGCUCUUGAUAUCUCUGCUGAGAAACCUGACUCUUCGAUGUCUUCGGUUUAUACAGUCACAUCUACUACAACCCAUUCUUCAUCCUCCUCAUACAGUUAUUCUUCAUCUACCUCUGCUUCUUAUUCAAUCAUCCAUCAGUUUGCUGAGGAGUUAGAGACCUCUAUCCAUGUGGCUGGUGGUGUCCCUAGGCCAGACCUAGACAGUGCAUCUUUUGAGUAUUCCUCUUUCAAAGAAGACCAUUCACUUACAAUAGAUUCUCCUUUGUCAUGCUCUGCAGCUCAGAUAAAAGAUGAAUACAUGGAGGUUUCUGAAAAACUGGCCACUGUUGCAACAACUGCUGAAUCUAGUCCCGAGGAGAUCAAACCCUUUCCUCCGGUAGCCUCCACUGAAGGAAUGAAACAAGAGCAAAUGUUAUCAAGCAUCAAAAUGGACAAGGGACAGUCCUCUGACUCUGUUCACAAGCCUAGCACUGAUGAUCUGCAAUGUUCAGGUCCAUCAGUUCUAGCCCACUCUGACUCCGCACGACCUGCAGGAGCAGAAUCCACAGGCAGGGCUUUGUUUGAUGUUUCUCCACUGCAGAAGGCUGAAGACUGCUCAGGCAGACAGAAAGAGAGCUCUGCAGAAAAAGCUCACACAAGUGAACUCGAGGACAGCACUCUACCAUGUAGAAUUGGAUGUAAAAGAUCUUCAGUCGCUGAAGACAAACCUGGAAUGAUUUCUUUCACUGAACAGCAAGCAGAUACCAGAACCUCAGACUCUCUGACUCCUGAUUCCCUGGCUGAGAGCUUCCCACCACAACCGCAACCAGCAGGAACCUCAUCUAAUGGGCCCACAGAGGUCAGCAGUCCAAAAGACGGCACCAGUAAAGCCAGUAAGGAUGAAGCAGCAUCUGGCACUGUAGCCUCAACUGUACCAACAGAAGAGAAGAUAGAAAAAGACAAGCAAAUGAAGGGGACAACAGACGAGUGUGAGAGAAAGGAGAAGGUACAGGAGAAAUUUGAAGAUCAAAAAGAAAAAGAGGCCUGUAAGGUUGAACAGACGGAGAAAGAGCAAGAGAAGGAUGGACAAGUUCCAAAGGAGCUAAAAGACACAGAGAAGCUUGAUAAAAGGAUGGAUACAGAGAAACAGGCUGUCAAACCUGAAGAGAAGAAGGAGAAAGAGGACCAGAGGGAGGGAGAAAAAGAGAAACCUGAUAAGCAAGGAAAGGAAGAGGCGCUUGGCAUUAAGCCAAGUGUUACAUCUGACUGGCAACUGCAACAGCAGAGUGCUGCAUGUCCAGGGGCCCCUCCUGGGUAUGAAGAUGAUGAUGAACCAGAGGCUGAGGAGGCUGAGGAGGCUGAGGAGGACAUUGUAUGUGACAUUGGGCUGUCAAAGCCUCCUACCUCUCCUGUCUCCGUGCCCGCAGUGCAGCAGGCUGCUACUCAAGAAGCCUCAAGGAGGUCUGGGGAGGAGUCCACCCGACCAUCUGACCUCUGCAUGGAGGACAUGUCCAGCUACUCCCCUUCAGCAUUCAAGAAGCACAGAGGUGAGAUUUCCCCUUCAUUCAUCAACCCCAGCCCACACCCGCUCUCCAGCGAUGAGGGCGAAGAGGACAGAGAGAGCGAACAUUCCAAGGACGAGGACGAGGACGAGCGUGAGCAGCACUCCGUCAAACGGAGGUCUCACAAGCAGCAACGCCAUCAGGCUCCCAGUCAACAAGGUGACAGUAAAGAUGGCUCUCAACCACCCUCCAGCACCAUGGCAUCUGGCCAUGCAAUUGGGCUUGCAGGAGAAGAGACUCCUCCAACCUCUCUGAGCGAGUCUUUGCCCUCACAGUCUGAUUCUGACGUUCCUCCUGAGACAGAAGAAUGUCCGUCCAUCACGGCAGAAGGAAACCUGGACUCUGACGAGGAUGCCGAACAUCUCCCAGUUGACAAGUUAUCUGGUGUUGCCAGUGGAAGUGGAAGUGCAGGAACGCACCCUCCUGCCUCCCCCAAGUCAUCAGAUAGGACUCCUGAUCCUCCUCCGGCUCCCAUGAAGGACCCUCUCCCUCAUCCCCCUCACCCUGAUGUGUGUAUGGUGGACCCUGAGGUGCUGCCCAAUGGCGACAGCAACCUUAAAGAGAGACUGGUGAAGAAGGACCUCAAACCUAAAGGGUUGCGAAAGACCCUCGGGAAGCCAAAGUCGGCCUCACCUGGACGAAAGGGUGAUGCCAGAGGCAAAAGAUCUUCUACUCCAGUUAAACAGACAUCCAAGGACUCCUCACCUCGAGCCUCCUCUCUGAUACGGAAAGAUACGGAGAGGUCAUCCCGUUUGUCAAGGAUGUCUGAAGGUCAGGGCUCAAAAGGCGAUCUAUUCAAUCCAACCAAAGGACUGGUCAAUGGUGUAAAGGGCAAUUUAGGUUCUAACCAACAGAAACCCAGUUCAGCUGUUCCACCAGGGCCACCCAUCUACGUCGAUCUCGCUUAUAUUCCCAAUCACUGCAGCGCUAAGAAUGUUGACCAGGAGUUCUUCAAGCGGAUUCGUGCUGCCUACUAUGUGGUGAGCGGAAAUGACCCGGGGAGCGGAGAACCCAGUCGGUGUGUCCUGGAUGCCCUGCUUGAGGGGAAGGCACAGUGGGGAAACAACCUCCAGGUGACACUGAUUCCUACCCAUGAUACAGAAGUGACAAGGGAAUGGUACCAGCAGACCCACGAGAGGCAGCAGGAUUUGAACAUCAUGGUUCUGGCCAGCAGCAGCACUGUGGUCAUGCAGGAUGAAUCUUUCCCUGCUUGCAAGAUUGAGUUUUAAAUCUGAUCGUUUUUCUGUUGUGCUUUAUUUCUCCCUCCAUGGAGAUUAUGAGGGGAGCUGCUUUGUCUCUUUAAGUGUCGUACUACAGGUUGCUACAUAUUUUUAGCUCUAAUCUUCAUUUACAAGGCCUCAUUCUCUUAUGUCGUUUAGUUUAGGCUUUCUUCUAACUUCAUAACUGGUUUAUGCAUCAUUUGAAAACAUCUACAAGGGUUCAACAUGCAAUGUGUACUUGGGGCACAGAAGCCAUGAGAAUGUAAUCUAAGAUGCAGACUGGAAUUCUCUGUGAAGCUUUACCACAGACAUUUAAAACAAGACAUGCUUACUCAAUACGAUUAAGCCCUCUCCUGAAUUAGACAUUACUAGAAGCACAAGAACGCCCUUUAACAUGUCUUCAAAUACACAACCGCUCCUCACUUAUUUGGUGGUCUAUAUUUUAUAUCCACAUGUUUAAGUUUUGUAGAUCGCAUAUGAAACAGGAGAAGACUUCUGAUGGGCCGUAUAUGCAACAUGACGUUUUGGUUAUAGAUACCUACAGCAGGCCAAUGAAGAGAUCAAAUUGUAUUUAAAUAUUUAUCAUAAGGACAGUUUGCAAACUUCAAAGUGUGAUUUUGCAAGUGCAUGUCAAGCCUUGAUGGGGGUAUUUUGUGAGUGUCUUGGCACACAGGUGGUGUGCUGCAGUAGAAUGUAAACACGCUCUACGUUAUACAACUAAUUUUCCAAAUUGAAAAUCCAAAGGGUCUUUGAGGUGCCAAACUUCUGUCAGAAAACAUUUCGUGCGGAUGUCCAAAAUGUACUCUAGUGUGCUACCUACAGUAAAGCGUGUGCACAAUAAGAUGUAUUUAUUACUGACUGUCAUCAAGCCAUUGUGAAGUGUUUUGAACAGCUUUAUUGCUAUUGUUCUCGUUGUAUAGGCAGAAUGCCUGAUAUCAAGGCACCUUAGAUAAAGUGUAGGGCUUUGGCUGACUUUUCCAAACUGCAAAAGUGAACUAGUGCAGAUGCUCUUUGGCUGUGCAAGUUAACAUAACCAUGAGUGACAGAUGUUGGGUUUAUUUCAGGUCAGUGAAAGUCAUACCAUACAACCUGUCUGUUCUUAUCGCUGAGCAUUGCCCUCAGACAUACAGUAAAGGAAUACAAGAUCUCUGAUAAUGUCGAAAAUAUGUUAGCAACCGUUACAGACCUUAGAUACUUGAUCCAACAUUUUAGAGAAAUGUUGUACACAUUCUUUAAAGGUAAUGCAGUAUGUUUUUAAGGAAAAUAUUCUCCAUUAUUAGUUGACUCAAAAUCCCUCUGGUGACAAAAUGUAAUUGGUUUUUCCUCUGCGAUUGUAGCAAUAGGGGCUUCGAUGUGUAUUGAUUUUAAAGUGUGACUGACUGACUGAGAGUGAUUGAGGGUGCUUGUACUGAUGACAGCAGGUUCAUGAUGAUGUGCCUUCUGGGUGAGACAGGCGUACUUAUAACUACUUAUGGUGGAAUUACCUUAUCCACCUCUAUGGAAGAGGGCGUAAAAUCACGAGGUAUACAGGACUGUGCAGGAGAAAAUAGUCUGAGUAAACACUGAAGAAUAGUGGACAAUAAUGCAGAAUAAUGCAUUCUACCAAAAAAAGUAACCAUUUCCAUGUUGUGGUUUUGUGUUGUUUGAUUUGUUGUUGGCAAACUGCUACUGUCUGACAAAUUAUAAGCGGAUAAGGCGGUAUUCAUUCGUUUCACCAUACAGCGUGAUAUCCCCUAUUCUAAAGUGGCACAUGGGCAGAACACACCUGAAAACGAGACCGAUUGCACUAUUGCACCAAUUGAGACUGCACUUUUUCAUUGUGUGUGAGUAGAAGCUAAAGAGAGUUGCACAACAUGCAUGGACAGACUGCAGUGCUCUGUAAAUAAGAAGAGAGGUAGUGGCAUUUAGAACCUACCUAAUAGUCGAAGUUUACUGUAAGAUGAUGUUACAGCAUGAGAAUGUGCUAUAGGUGGUAGAGGUACUGCAUAGCAUGUUUUCCCAAGUAGGCCUCUGUAGUGUAGUGUGACUCUACGUAGACCGAUGUGUGUGUUUAUGUGUUUUACUAGCACAAUGGGUCAGACUUGAGGAUAUGUUUUUUAGAUGACGAUAUGGUUGUUUUUCUGGAUGGGAAGAACGCUUGUGUUGCUACUUUGGCACUUUACAGUGAGAUAACUGAACAGAAGAGUUGGAUUAAUUUAAGCAUAUCAUUGAUGAGAUUUUGAAACGAAUGUUAAUAAUUUUUUUCAUUUUGUAGCAUAUUUUUUUAUUUAUUUACAGUUAUGUCAUUUGCAUUAGAAUUAUCUUAACAUACAUUAUUUUAUAACAGCAUGUAGAAUUUACAUGUGUUCUUUACAAAUUAUUUCUUUACUAUUGUUUAAUUUCAAUUCACCAUGCUUUAAAUACCUGGGGCUAAGAGGGGAGUUUCUAUGGAGGGGUCUGAAGAAGCAAAAAAACAGAUCUCAGUCACUACACUCAAUCUUGUCCCCUUUUAAGAGGUUGCUCUAACCUUUAGUUAGUACAGUGUCCGUUUGUUGCUCUGUCGAAGUUAGUGAUUUGGCUAAUCUGUCAACUUCAGACUGGCUUACCCCUCUGCUCAGUGGGACCAGCCAACUUAUGAGGUUCCACUCAGCACCUCGAGUCAUCCACUCGGCCCACCUAGUGUAAUGUGGGGGAUUAACUUCAACAAUAGACUUCAUAUGUAUUCACAGGGUGUUUGACUCUUUCGCUGACAGACUGAGAGUUUGAGAAUGCCUGCAGUCCUCUCAGACCGAAGAGCUCUCUGAGGACUGGAGGUUCUUAUAAGCUGUGUACGCACAACGCUAGCAGUAUGGGUCCCUGAGAGAAACAUAGGGUGUCUUAUCUAGCUCUCUUUGAAAACACAAUAGAAUGGCCUUGGACAAUUAGGUCUGCUGAACCUGUUUGUAUACUGUAACAGAAAAAUUAUAUUAUAGACUCCUCAAUACAAUGCAUACAAAUCUUCAAAUCAGAGCAGGAUCGAUAUGAAAAAGAUAUUUUUUUCAUCCAAACAAGAAACUGAUUAUGGAAAUAGUUUAAUAUGAUGCACUGUAAUGUAUGUCUUCACAUUGUGGUAUAUUUUUAAUAUAUGAAUAACUUACUCAAUUCCAAAUAACUGGCCUUAGUAACACGCACUUUGGGGCCUUUGUCAGUUUUCUGUGAACAGCUGCUGAAUGCAAUAUAUGGUGUAUAAAUGGAGAAUGCACUAAACUAAUCUAAUAUUUUUGAUUGUUGAGUUGAUAAUCUGAAUGCUGUUUGGGCUCACAAAAAUUAAACUUGCAAGCAUAUCACAGAUUUCCGAGGGAGAAAGCUGUACUGUUUAGUUUUGGGCCCAAAGUGGCGUUGCUACAUUGUUAACUUACCAUUCAAUUAUGGUAAAUUUCUUAACAGUGUAGGGGAUGAUCACCGAUUCAUUUCUGACAUAUUCUCACUUUUUAAGUGAAAUAUAAUGGUUCCUGACCGAUCUAGAUGUCUUAGGGCUGUCCAACUAAAACCGAAAUACUCUGAUAUAAUCUGUAUCAACUACAGUUACAAGGUUUGGUAUCCUGAUUAUGACUUGAAGUAUUCUGAACUUGCAUUAAAGAUCAAAUGAAUGGUAUGUGUGCAGCAACCAUGUGCACUCAAAUGUGUGUAUAUACACAUAACAACAAAAUACGACGAAAACGAUGUAAUCUUAUUAUUGUAAACAUUUUGAUUUUUUUGUGUGCGUUUCAUCCCCUUUGUAAUCCUACUCUUUCAAAGCAAGCAAAAAUAGACUGCAGAGAUGAACAGCUGCUUCAAAUCCAUUACUUUUUUUGGUCCGAACCAUCCAUCCAAGUCCUCCAUCAGAUGUCUGACCAUCUCAAUGUAUACCAUUGCAAAUGCUCCCAUCUUAUCUCUGCAUGUGAUCUUAGUUAUAAUCUUGAAUGUAUUUGUUUCAAAUGGAAAUUAAACAAUUUAAGAGCUAUAUUUGAACAAGCUAUUUGUCUUAAUGGUACCGAAAUAGCAUAUAUUUACUGGGCUGUGCUUCUGUUUGCCCCAAGGUGUUGUUAAGAAGAUGCUGUGAUAGUUCUUCUGUUUCCCGCCGCUGUAUUAAUCUUAGUUCUGUUCCUCUCGAGUGCAAUACUCCACAUCUCUAUUUAAAUCUAAAUGCAAAGCUAGACUUUCUGCUGAUUUACUGUAAAAGGGAAACAUCCUGGUGAUCAUCAAUAAAAAAAUUAUAUUGAAAAUCAA
Messenger RNA from Clupea harengus (Atlantic herring), 17301 nucleotides. It is a transcript of the gene map1ab, whose product is annotated as microtubule-associated protein 1Ab. Gene Ontology annotation, biological process: regulation of microtubule depolymerization; axonogenesis; microtubule cytoskeleton organization. Gene Ontology annotation, molecular function: actin binding; microtubule binding. The record is from RefSeq and is a predicted model, not a curated record. Lineage: Eukaryota; Metazoa; Chordata; Actinopteri; Clupeiformes; Clupeidae. Gene Ontology annotation, cellular component: dendrite; cytosol; microtubule.